AGAAGGUGUUGUUAAAGAUGUUAGUCGAAUUUAUGUGAUUAGAAAAAUUGAAGAAAUAUUUAUAAAAGUUCUUAAUUGUUUUGAUAACAACCGAAUGCCAACUUUAAAAUACAGACAUGCGUGUUGGGACAAUUGUGUCUUUUUAAAUGGAAGGUAUCAAUUCAAGUCAAAAAUUAAAAAAUUUAAUAUCGUAAAUUUUGCCCAUAACUGUAGUAAGAAGAAAUUUUGUUUAAUGCUUUUCCUUUUUGAUAAAAUAAGAAAAUUAAUGAUUAUGAACACAAAGUUGACGAAAAGAGAAAUAUAUUACCAAAUUAAGUCAUAUGUACGAAACCAAAGUAUUAUUGACAACACAUUAAAAAAUAUCAGUAAUAUAUUGGAUGUCGGUUUAUGGGACUUAAACAUAUUAGCACAGAGAGGACUUGUAUACGGUAAUAUGCACCUUAAAUUAUCUUCAGGAGAAAUAAUUAAUUGCAAUGUUCCUGGUACUGCAAUACCAAUGGAUAUCAAUGAUAUCAUAAAAAUAAAGACUGCUGCAUAUUUUAUUCUAGUGGUAGAAAAAGAAAGUGUUUUUCAUAAACUUAUUGAAGAAGAUUUUCCUAAUACUUUAGCAAUACCUUUUGUUUUAAUCACGGGCAAAGGAUAUCCAAAUUAUAAUACUCAAUUAUUUCUUAAAAAACUUUACACAGUAAUGUCGGUUCCAGUAUUUAUUCUAGUAGAUCCAGAUCCAUAUGGAAUUCAUAUUAUGUUUACCUAUAGAUUUGGUUGCCGAACUUCUGCUCACAUAUCUGAAUAUUUAACCAUCACUAAUGCUAAAUGGCUUGGAGUGUUUCCCUCGGAAAUAAGUAAAAUGUCUAUGUCUGCGGAAGAACUGAAUAAAAAGGAUAAAAAUUUGAUACAAGAUUUACUGAAAUACCCUCACCUAUCAGAAUAUCCAAAGAUGAGGGAGGAAUUACAAAUUUUAUUGGAUCACAAUUAUAAGGCAGAAAUCGAAGGAUUUGUUAAUAAUUUUAAUUAUUUCAGUAGAAUUUAUUUAUUAGAAAAAUUUAUUGAGAAAGCUUUCAUUUAAACUUAGUUUUAAA
This is a messenger RNA of Aethina tumida (small hive beetle), 1079 nucleotides long. It is a transcript of the gene mei-W68, whose product is annotated as meiotic recombination protein SPO11. The coding region runs from base 95 to 1066 and encodes 323 amino acids. Gene Ontology annotation, molecular function: DNA topoisomerase type II (double strand cut, ATP-hydrolyzing) activity; ATP binding; DNA binding. Lineage: Eukaryota; Metazoa; Arthropoda; Insecta; Coleoptera; Nitidulidae. The transcript has 6 exons. The record is from RefSeq and is a predicted model, not a curated record. Gene Ontology annotation, cellular component: nuclear chromosome. Gene Ontology annotation, biological process: reciprocal meiotic recombination; meiotic DNA double-strand break processing; meiotic DNA double-strand break formation.